Messenger RNA from Neocloeon triangulifer, 1022 nucleotides. Its product is annotated as coiled-coil domain-containing protein 25. Bases 288 to 914 code for a protein of 208 amino acids. Lineage: Eukaryota; Metazoa; Arthropoda; Insecta; Ephemeroptera; Baetidae. The record is from RefSeq and is a predicted model, not a curated record. The transcript is spliced from 7 exons.
CUCCCCAGCCCAGCUGCAGCAGAAUCGAUAGCAGCGCCCUCAACUUGCACUUUGCUUUGUUUUGUUUUCGCAAAAUUUUCGAGUUGCCGUUCGCGCUGGGCGCCGUGUUUGCGGAAACUUUUGCGAAUUAUCACGGCCAAGCAUUAAGAUUAAGAUCUGGAUUUUGGAUCACAGUCGGACCUAUCUCGACAGAAUCAAAGCGGCGUGAGAUUUCUCUUUGACAGCUCAGACAAAAGUUUGCUCCAAAAUUACAAACAAGCUCUCGGAAUUCCAAGGCUUAUCAGAAAAUGGUCUUCUAUUUUACAAGUGAUGUUGCAACUCCGCCGGUGACAUUGUUUAUGGGCUUGGACAAAUAUGAGAAUGAAGACCUAAUUAAAUGGGGUUGGCCAGAGGAUGUGUGGUUUCACGUCGACAAGGUUUCGUCAGCCCAUGUGUAUUUGAGACUCAAUCCGGGUCAGUCGCUGGACGAUGUCCCGGCAACCGUGAUUGAAGAAGCAGCUCAGCUGGUGAAAGCCAACAGCAUCAGUGGCAACAAAAUGAAUGACAUCGACGUUGUCUACACCAUGUGGGCAAACUUGAAAAAGACGGACAGCAUGGAAGUUGGCCAGGUUGGAUUCCACAAGGAAAAAGAGGUCCGAAAAAUUAGAGUGGCCAGACGGAAUGCCGAAGCAGUCAACCGUCUGAACAAAACCAAAGUCGAAAAACAAGUAGACUUUCGGGCAGAGAAGGAAAAGAGAGAUAGACUUGAACGCGAGGACCGGAAGAAACAGUUGAAGGAGCAAAAGGAACAGGAGAAAUUGGAUCAGAAACGGAAGCAGGAGGAGGCUGAAAUAAGAAGUUACAGCUCUCUGAUGAAGAGUGAAAACAUGAAGUCCAACCUGGACGGAGGUAGCGACUCAGACGACUUCAUGUGAACAAAGUUGAAGUGGGUCUGAACAAAAUGAGGCUCACUUGCAUUGUAAAUUGGUGUCUAUUUGGUCGAAAAUUUUCAAAAUGUAAAAGAUACAAAAAAUUAAUCAUCU